Molecule: messenger RNA, 2337 nt
Organism: Symbiodinium sp. CCMP2456
Lineage: Eukaryota; Dinophyceae; Suessiales; Symbiodiniaceae
Source: the annotation of a GenBank genome assembly
AUGGCGGAGGAGGCAAUGGCGGAGGAUACUUCCGGGGAUCGUGAUCCACCCCCUGGCUACGACGGUCGGGAACCUGACAGGACUUUCCCGAGAUGGUUAAAGGAGUUGAAGCUUUGGGAGUAUGAGACUGAGAUCCCGAAGGCCCUUACCGACCACUUCUCCCCGCACUUGGAGUCGUCACUGCCCCAAGCGUUCGAGAGUGCCAUAUACGGAGAACCCCGAGGCAGCCGCGAAUCCUUUGGGGACUAUGUCAUCCGGAUGGAGUAUGCGUUCAAGGAGUUGGAGCGGCAAAAGGUUCCUCUCCACGACAUCGCCGUCGGCUACGUGAUGUUCAGACAUGCGAAUCUCAAUGAGGUGCAGCAGAGUCAGAUGUUGACUUGGGGAAGAGGGAGCUGCGACCGCAAGACAGUCGUGGAGAACCUGAGGCGGCUAGACAAGGGGAACUUCGACGCCAGAAGAAAGGGUCCGAGCCACUAUGUGACCGAGGUCGAUGAAGAGCAUGAAGGCCCGGACCUGACGAACGAGACCUACGUCGGCGAGUUCCUUCCGGAAGAAGGCGAGUCCGACCUUGACGAGGGCUAUGUCUACAUUGGCGAGAAUGACAUGCAAGAUGUGAUUAAUGAAGACCAGAUGUUGGAGGCCCUCGCCACUUACCAAGAUGUGCGCCGAUCCCUUCGUGAACAACGUACCAGUCGAGGAUACUAUCCUCAAGGGAAGUCUUCCUCUACUUCUUCCGGUGGUGGCAAGGGAAAAGGGAAGGGUGCCUUCGAAGGCAAGGGUCGUCCGACUCUUGCGACGAAAGGCCGCGACAAGGUCAAGUUCACCAAGCAUGGAACCCGAGUGCACGUGGACAUGUUGAAGCUGCGGACUCGAUGUGCAAGAUGCGGACAGGGCGAGUUCGGCGUCAACGCAGCAGUCUUCGAUCGCCUCUACCCCCUCGGUGCGAUCGGGUUUCUUUGUACAGAGCAGCGAGGUGUCGGCCUUAUCGGCAAGGCGUCGCUUCUGCAGCUGGCACAGGCUCUCAGGGAGAAGGGCCUUCAGUAUCGUUGGAAUCCGAAGAAGAAAGCGCAGGCUAGUGGUGUUGGUGGCCGUGCAGAAGUGAUAGGAGUUGCUGAAGUACCAGUAGGUAUAGCGGGAGUCAAUGGGCUUAUGGAGCCGACUGUGGUGACGGACAAUGUGCCGCUUCUCCUUCCUAUCAAAAUGCUUCGCCAGCUAAGGGCCGUUGUGGACUUGGACAGCGACACGCUGGAGCUCAAGGGUUUUGGGGUUAAAACUCCUAUGACGAAGCUUCCUUCGGGUCACAUGUCUGUGGAUGUGCUGUCAUUCGCACCAGAGGGUUGGUCUUUGCCGAGUGAUGCUGAGAGUAACAACCUUAGCCAAGAGCAGUUUGUGUUGGUCUCCAGCUCCUUCGUGAACCACAGCAUGACUUCGCUCGAGCGACCCAGUGUGAGGAAGGUUAAAUUCGAGGCCGUGAACCAUGGCGCAGAUGCUCCUUCAGCGUAUGUUGGAUCAACGAGAGCGGGACCACCCGGCCACUCCCGCGAGAAUGUCUGGAGCAGAGAUGCGAAGCUGACGUGCCAUGAAGAGAUGGCGUGUGAUCAUCGACACCUCAUGGAGUUGAUCGACGUCCGAGGAAGAAGUUGGGACUGGCUUCCCGAUGGCUCCUUGCGACGGUUGGGACUUCUGUCCUAUCCGGACCAGGCCCCAUCUCUUUCUACCCCAAUAAGUUCAACGUCGACUAUGGCGGCUCCCCGGGACAAGCAGCUGGAGUAUGCAGAGAUCAUCAAGUAUGCGGCAUUCUUGGGGACGCGCAAGGCCAAGGAGGCAGCCCGCAUGAGUGUGGAGAAGUGCACCCACCCGACGUCGGAGCUGAAGGGUGGAGGGAACCAGUACGGGAAGGACAUCCAUUGCGCACUAUGCCUGGGCAGAUGGGCCUACCUCAACCCGGAGGAACUCAAGAAGAAGCAGAUCGAGGCCAAGGCAUACCCCCUCACUCCGCCGAGGACUUCGAAGGCUCGCGGAUCUAUGUCAACGACGGCAGGGCCGAUGGCGGGGGAGAGCUCGGGUUCUCAACCAAUGACGGUGGUGUGCUACUGCCAGCAGCCCGCUUACCGCUCACAGGUCAAGAAGUUGGGACCUACCCAGGGGAGGCACUUUUACCGAUGUGCCAAACGCCUAUGCGAGUUCUUUGUCUGGGACGAGAUCGAGAGGACCGAGCUGAAGCGCAGACUGGAUGCCCCGGCGAUCCAGCAGAUGGAGGUGGACGAGACCGAGGCCCAGGACGAGCUCUAUGUGCAGGGCCCGGAUGGUGGUUUUCAGAUAGCGCAUGCGGAGUGA